This is a messenger RNA of Morus notabilis, 966 nucleotides long. RefSeq lists its product as uncharacterized. The transcript has a single exon. Gene Ontology annotation, molecular function: protein binding. Gene Ontology annotation, cellular component: cytoplasm; nucleus. The record is from RefSeq and is a predicted model, not a curated record. Lineage: Eukaryota; Viridiplantae; Streptophyta; Magnoliopsida; Rosales; Moraceae. Bases 1 to 966 code for a protein of 321 amino acids.
AUGUCAUCAGUUCCAGCAGAGAGAAUCAUUCAAUAUCUGUCAGAGGCUCAGUCCGACGACCAUGAAAUCCAGGAAAGAGCUCUCCGAGCCCUGGCUUCCCUGACCAAGGUCAAUCCUCAAAACAGGAACUUGGUUGCACAUACACAAGAAGCAAUCCCAGGCUUCCUAACCCUCUCCAAGUCUCCCUCCUCCAUAAUCCAAAUCCUUUCAUUGGCCAUCCUCUUCAACCUCUCCCUAAACACUGACCUCAAGCAGCCGCUCGCCGACAUGAAAACCAUUUCCCACCUCAAUUCCAUCAUUGCCUCCCCAGACACUUCACCAGAAUCCGGCAGGCUGGCUUCCUCUCUACUCUGCAGCCUGGCAAUGCUCGACAAGAACAAGGCCAAAUUCGGCGUGGCAGGCACAAUCCAGCUUCUCGUCAACACGAUCUCGGGGCCUCGCUGUCAUGCAGCCUCCUCUCAUCACCUCCUUACCUCUCUAGCCGAGCUUGUCCACUUCCAUGGGAACUCCACCUUGGCAGUCAGAUCAGGAGCCGUUCCAGCUCUCAUGCGAGUGGUGACUGAGCGCACCGACGGCGCUGAAGACCUUGCGGGGACUGCUCUUGCGGUCUUGUGUCUCCUGGCUAAGUUCGACGAGGGACUUAAUGCUCUGAGAAGGAGCGAAGGGAUUGUGGAUUCUAUGGUGGUGGUGUUGAAAGGGAGGUGCAUGUUGAGCAAGGAAGGAGCAGCGGAGAUUCUUAUCAGGCUGUUCGACGAGAGCGAGGGGUGCAUGAGGGAUGCGCUGAGGAUGCCUGAGUUCACGAGCGUGCUGGCUGAUCUCUCGGUGAGGGGAUCGGUCAAAGCGCGGGAGAAGGCUUCUGUGCUUAUGAAGAAGAUGAUGGAGCUGGCUGACUUGGAUGGUUCUUGUGAUCAUGCUGAUGCCAGCCCUUUAGUACUUUGUCCCGUGGGAAUAUAUCAGUUUUGUUAA